Messenger RNA from Trematomus bernacchii (emerald rockcod), 3345 nucleotides. It is a transcript of the gene clgn, whose product is annotated as calmegin. The record is from RefSeq and is a predicted model, not a curated record. Gene Ontology annotation, molecular function: calcium ion binding. Gene Ontology annotation, cellular component: endoplasmic reticulum membrane; endoplasmic reticulum. The transcript has 15 exons. Bases 232 to 2256 code for a protein of 674 amino acids. Gene Ontology annotation, biological process: protein folding. NCBI's taxonomy places the organism in Eukaryota, Metazoa, Chordata, Actinopteri, Perciformes, Nototheniidae.
CGCUCAUGCACUCGUCAACCGCGCACCGUUAUCUGGGCCAAACUGUCAUCUAGAUCCCAGAUCCCAGAUCCCAUCUUCCCCAGCCGAAAACCGGGCUUUCUCAAACCACACACGGCGGGCCUCGGUGAUUUUCUCAGCGGGCCAAACGGAGAGCAUACCUCCUCUGUUUUCCUAAGAAGAGAAAAAGCUUUUAUCGGGACAUUUUCUCUGCAAUUAACAAGAAGGCGCAAGAUGAAGCUGGACAGGGGUUGGAUAUGGGGCCUGCUGCUCCUGUUCUCCCUUGCUGGGGCAGCUGCGGCAGCCCAGGAGAAGCAGUUGGAGCUUGAUGUUUCGGACAUCGAUGAAGAUAUGGGGUUGGACAAUGAGGAAUUGAAUGAUCUGCUGGCAGGAGAGGACGAGGAAGAGGAGAUGGAGAUGGAGAUGGAGGAGGAGGAGGACGAUGAGGCGACAGUGAUGGAUGAAGAUCAAGCUGAUAAGACAGACGGGACAGCCAGUGGGAAGGCUGGAGUGGAUGCUAAUGUCUCCUUCCAGGUAACUUACAAGACUCCUGUUCCCACUGGAGAAGUCUACUUUGCAGAGACGUUUGAUGAUGGAUCCCUGGACAGAUGGCAGCAGUCAAAGACAGUGAAGGAGGAUGCGGAGGAUGACAUCGCCAAAUAUGACGGGAAGUGGGCUGUGGAGCAGCUGAAGGAGAACAAGAUUCCAGGAGACAAAGGUCUGGUGCUCAAGUCCCGGGCCAAACACCACGCCAUCUCCUCCAUGCUGAACAAACCCUUUGUCUUCCAGGACGAUACUCUGGUCGUACAGUAUGAGGUGAAUUUCCAGGAUGGUAUUGACUGUGGUGGCGCAUACAUCAAACUGCUCUCUGACACCAGCGAUCUCAAUCUGGAGCAGUUCCAAGACCGUACCGCCUACAGCCUCAUGUUUGGACCUGACAAGUGUGGUGAGGACUACAAGCUGCACUUCAUCUUCCGCCACCUCAACCCUCUGAACAAAGACACGGAGGAGAAGCACGCCAAGAGGGCCGACGUGGACCUCAAGAAGUUCUACACUGACAAGAAGACUCACCUCUAUACUUUGGUCCUGAAACCAGACAACAGUUACGAGAUGUUAAUCGACCAGUCCAGCGUGAGCCGCGGCAGCCUGCUGCAUGACGUCAUUCCUCCGGUCAACCCCCCCAAGGAGAUCGAUGACCCAUCUGACUCCAAGCCCGAGGACUGGGACGAGAGGGCCAAGAUGCCUGAUCCUGAGGCCGUCAAACCAGAAGACUGGGAUGAAGAAGCUCCUGCUAAGAUUGAGGACCCUGAAGCCUUGAUGCCAGAGGGCUGGCUGGAGGACGAACCAGAGUUUGUCCCCGACCCUAUCGCAGAAAAACCAGAAGACUGGGACGAGGAGAUGGACGGGCAGUGGGAAGCCCCUCAGAUUCCCAACCCGGCCUGCGAGACGGCCCCCGGCUGCGGGGAGUGGAAGCGCCCCACGAUCAACAACCCUCAGUACAAAGGAAAGUGGAAGGCCCCUCUGGUGGACAAUCCCAACUAUCAGGGAGUCUGGAAGCCGCGUAAGAUCGAUAACCCGGACUAUUUCGAGGACCUGCAGCCGUUCAGGAUGACUCCUUUCAAAGCCGUGGGCCUGGAGCUGUGGUCCAUGACCUCAGAUAUCUACUUCGACAACUUCAUCAUCACCUCUCACAAGGAGGUGGCCGACCGCUGGGCCUCGGACAGCUGGGGGCUGAAGAAGCUGGUGGCCAGCGCCAAUGAGCCGGGGAUCUUCGCUCAGCUGACGAUCGCAGCAGAGGAGCGGCCGUGGCUCUGGGUGAUCUACAUCCUGACGGUCGGCCUGCCGAUAGGACUGGCUGUGCUCUUCUGCUGGCCAAAGAAAUCAGACGACGAAUACGUGUACAAGAAGGUGGAUCCUCCCCGAGCUGAUAUAGAGGAAGAGGAGGAGGACGACGAAGAGGAGGAUACAGCAGCCGAUGAAGACAAAGCAGCCGAGGGAACAGAAGGAGCAGCAGCUGCAGCAACCGAAGAGGCUGAGGACGAGGAAGAGGAGGAAGAGGAGGAUGAAGAUGAAGUCGAAGCAGGAGGCGACAAUCUAGAAGGGGAUGAUGAUGAAGAGGAAGAAGAGGAGGAGGAAGAGGAGGAAGAAGAGGAGAGCAAAGCUCCUGAGAGAACAUUAGAAAAGGAGAAGGAGGGCGGAGACGUCACCGAGGAGAGCCACAAACAAGCCGUGAGGAAGAGGAGGGUACGGAAAGACUGAAGAGGUGAACCCCCCCACAUCUACACUAUCUCCUGUCUCCCCCCCCAAAGCGGAGGAGGUUGAAAGGCCGUCUUUGCUGCUGCUGCUCCGCCUCCUCUGAGUGGAGCAGCAUGCGUUUCCUCCACACCACCUGGUAGCCUGCAGUCCCCGUCCCCCCCCUCCAGCUGCCCGCUCACAGGGCAGUGUCUCCCAAACCACAUCCUGCAUCCUCCCCCGUCUUGUUUCGACUCCCCCCUCCUGCCUGCUUAUCGAACUAUGAGAAGAAUCCUUUGGAGAUUCUGCUCGUUCUAGAUGUUGUUCCUCUUCUUUCCUGAGCUUUCCUUUUUUCCAUCUUCUCUUCUCUAAGCCAUUGCUAGCCUAAAAAAAUCCCCCCCCCCCAAAAAAAGCUGUCCACUCCACUUGUUCCUUCCAUUACACAGCAUAUCACAUGGGCUACAUCUCACCAGUUAGUUAUUUUUCAUGUCCUUGAAUUCAAGAAUAAAGUUCCUUCGUGUUUUGAAAUUGUUCGGGUUUUGACAGUCCGGGGGGGGGGGGGGGACACAGUUUAGGUUUAAAAGUUAACCUCAAUAAAACUCCACAUUCUGUUUUAGAUUUUAGCUAGUUUGUAAGGAGCAUCAUUUACUUUUAUAAUUUAUCAAUGGAGGAUUAUCACAGCUGGUCCUAUCUGUAUGUUUUAUGCUGGUAUGAAUUCAGUUUUAAUAAUGCAGUGUUUCCAGCGACUUAAGGCAGUUUUCUUGAAUAUGAUUAUUCUGAACCUAGGCCUGUUUGAAAUGCUUUACCUGAUUAAAAAAACAAAACACUGAAUGCCUUGGCCAUCAGUUGUCAAUAAGACUGUUUCUACAUCAAACAGCUGGAUAUAUUAACCCUGUGAAAACACGUCUCAAUCUGUCAGUACACAGCAGUGCUUUCGCAGAAUAUCAGUUCACACCCCAGAUUGUUGCCUGGGGGAAACAUUGAUGCUAAUUUAUUUUGUUUUAUAUUAUUGUCUCGAGCUUUUGUAGUUCAUGUUCUUGCCACAUUCUGGCAGAUAUCCCUGUUUACAUUUGUUUGCAAAUUGUACAUUGCUCUUGGAAAUAAAAAUAUUGAAUA